ACUAAACUAACUUUAGAUCCAUGUUGUGCAUCAAAGGGUUAAUAAGUUUUAUUGACGCAUAAGCUUGUUUUACCAGUGGACUUUAAAACGUAUUAAGGUGUAAUAUAAUAUAAUAGUCUGCAUGCUGGUAGUUGCGGCCCACGGCAGGUGAUUUCCACUCUGCAGAAACACGUCACUUCGUUGGAAACAAAUCAACCUGUCGAUAUUUAUAUAAGCCCCGCCCACUCUGCACGUUGACCAAUCAGCGCAGAGCACAGGUUCCCUCCUCACUUUGAUAUAGAAGAGAGCUUCACUGCAACACAGCAGAACCUGAGAGGAUAUAUACAACACAGACAGAGUCAGAUCUGUAUGAAAGUUUAUAUUUAUUGUGAUUAUUUACUGUCCUCGUGAUGAUAAAGCGAACCGCGCGGCUGAGGAACCAGCUGCCCACCUGUUACUAUGAAGGUUACCUGGAGAAAAGGUCCUUCAAAGACAAGACGUCUCGGAAGCUGUGGGCCUGCCUGUGUGGAAACACCUUGUUCUUCUUCAAUGAGAAGAGAGACUCUGAUUACACGGAGAAAGUGGAUCUGGAUGGAUUCAUCUCAAUAACAGAUGACGGCAGCCAGGAUCGUAACCUGGACGCAGCCAGACUCAACCUCCAGAUGAAGGAUAAAAACAUCAAAUUCACUGCUCCCAAUGCAGAAGCUCGUGAGCUGUGGAAGGGUUAUAUCCACUCUGUGGCGGAGCUGUCUGUCCCGUCCAACCUGAACCUGCUGCCGGGUCAGAUCCACAUGCUGAAGGAGACGGUAGAAAAGGAAAAGGAAAGAAUAAAAAACGCGCCUCCACCUGCAGCCGUCACCAGCUGCGGCGCCUACAUCAGCCUGGAACCAGACAUGCCAGCUUGUUACCACAAAGUUUCCCGUUUGGAGGCGGAGCUUCUGCUGGAGAGAGAAGCCAAGAAAGGAAACCUGCUGCUGAGACCGGGGAGCAGUGGGAGCUCCUUCGCUGUCACCACCAGACAAGACGUGGAAGGCCCUGUAUUCAGACAUUACCGUGUGACUCGUAUAGCUGGAGGAGGAUUCGCCAUUGAUGUGGACAAUCCAGUGCCCUGUGCGACGCUACAUGAUGUCAUCAACUACUUAGUGGGAAAAACUGAAGGCGUUCUGAUUCCUCUCAUCUUGGAGGAAGCGUACGAGAAAAACAUCUUUUGCAUUCGAGCUAAUAAUGAGAAUGGAGAGAGAGAGAGCGUGCUGCAGGCCCCGUCAAACCCUGCACCACCACUCUUACCCCGCAGACCAACAGAAAGAAUAGCGACACCUGAACCAGCAGCAGAACCAGUUGAAGAGAUCUACCAGAACAUGGAAGAAGUCAAACACAGAGAGGAUUCCUCAGCCGCCCCGCUGCCUCAACUGGAGAAUAAACCCACAAAGAAAGCAAUUAUGCCUCCGAUACCGACUCCUCGCAAAUUGUCUGCUUCUGCAAUAUCCUCCUCGUCCUCCACCUCGUCCUCCACCUCGUCCUCCACCUCGUCCUCCACAAACAGCCGAGAAAUUAGGAAGAGGACCAUAACAGACCCUCAGGGACAGAUUUCUCUGGCAGCGAUAUCAGAGCUGAAACUCAAGUUUCAACAGACCAAAUGUCAAGAGUGACCUCUGCUGGUGGAAACCUCUCAAAGCAUCUGUGAACAUCUGCCUCACCAGUGUAGAGCCGCUCCAUGCACCAGUCUGUCCCAGUAACAGAACCAACACCUGCAGCUGAGGACCAGCUGUCUGCACACAAACCUCCUCUGCACCUCCUCCUCCUCUGCACCUCCUCCUCCUCUGCACCUCCUCCCCGGCUCUCCUCCUCCUCGUCAGCUGGCUGUCGGCAGGAGAAGCCUCUCCGAAGAUUAACACUUUAUUGAUUCACCCGUUCUCAGACACUCGUUAGCAGAUUAAUUGGCUGUAACGAGGAGUGUACACGUCACAUUAUUCACUGUUUCUCUUGUACAUUUUGCACAUUAACCACUAACAAUGUUGUACAUUAUCCUGAUCUGAUUUUUUAUAUUGUUGUCUACUUCUUAUAAUCAGCUGUUAAGUUGUAUUGUAUAUAUUUUUACAUAGCUAAUUUAUAUAUAUUGUGAAACACCUAUUACUGCCUCUACACAGUGAAGUUUGAAAGACAGAAAUGAGUUUUCUUGGUGUUAUUGUACCUACUGUAUGUGAAUGUAUUGUAACUCUUGCUCCGUCACAUGAAAUCAUAUCUGUGAACAAGCAACUUCUAGUAUGUGCUAUGCAACAUUUAAAAAAAACAACGAUCAGAAACCAAUAAUGAAGUCCUGUAUGUGAUCUAUUUUCUGUGUUACAACUUGUUUUUUUUAUUCCAUUUGUUUCUUCCUCUGUUUUACUUGUAUUUGAAGCAGAAAUCCAAGAACAAAGUGCUCUCACUCCUUUAUUACCUCAAUGACUGAUAGUGGAAAAAUUAAACUAUUUACAAUAAAUUGUGAAAUAAAGUUAACAUAACUCUCGGCUUCUUUAAAGCAUUGCAGGCUACAGUUAUUCAG
Messenger RNA from Centropristis striata (black sea bass), 2521 nucleotides. RefSeq names its product signal-transducing adaptor protein 1-like. The record is from RefSeq and is a predicted model, not a curated record. The transcript is spliced from 13 exons. Gene Ontology annotation, molecular function: signaling adaptor activity. The coding region runs from base 390 to 1628 and encodes 412 amino acids. NCBI's taxonomy places the organism in Eukaryota, Metazoa, Chordata, Actinopteri, Perciformes, Serranidae.